AUGGCUAGGAAGGAUAAGGUGCCAAGAGGGUUCAUACCAGUUCUGAUAGGACAGGGGGAGGAGAGGGAGAGGAUCCUCGUGCAUAUGGAGCAGUUCAAGCAGCCCUACUUCCUUGAGCUCCUUGAUAUGGCGGUGCAGGAAUUCGGGUAUGAGCAGCAGGGAAUCCUCCACAUCCCCUGCACAACCGAGGUCUUCCGAUCCAUCAUUGGUGCCAUCAGAAAGCCCAAGUCCUGA
Molecule: messenger RNA, 234 nt
Organism: Miscanthus lutarioriparius
Lineage: Eukaryota; Viridiplantae; Streptophyta; Magnoliopsida; Poales; Poaceae
Source: the annotation of a GenBank genome assembly